UCGCACUUUGGGAUUUAACAGGCUUUGUAGAUUACGGGGAAUGAAGAGAAACAAAACAAGGACUCACUUUUGGGAACUAACAAGCUGCUGUGAGAAGGCAGACUGAAGGAGCAGGACUAAGAGAGGACGCGAGGACCGAUAAACUAAAGACAAAUUUAGGGAUCAGUCUGAGCACGUGCAUUUAGUUUCCAUCUGUGCUGCACCAGGCCUCAGACUGGCUGUACACAAGCUGCUGGUUGCACACCAACUGAGAGCAAUUUUCCCUGCGACAGCCAGUUGACCGAUGAAGUAAGCACUGUGGAGAAGACUUCUGAUGAGCCACUUUCUGCUUUGCCCGAGGUGUCAGGGCCAUCGCCGUCAGAGCUCAUCGUGUUUACAGCGGGACACAGAAAAAGGGCGAGGCGUGUGUGUGUAGUGAUAUUAAAAUGACACCCACACUUUAUUCCACCAGAUAGUGCUCAGCGAGGUGUGCGGUGCUGCUCGUCACGCUUUGUUUUACUCGCUUAUGGAUACACUCACACACACACAUCACAGAGCUGCACGCCCCACCAAAAGAUCACAUCAGGUUCUGAUAAUCAGCGGCGCUCUGCCACGACCUUAAACGCAGCAGGUUUCAGAUCAGCGCCUGUAAGUUAGUGUGUGUCUGGAUUCCAGCAAGCGGUUCUGUUGCAGCCGGUGGAGCAGGCUGCAUAGGAAGUGUUAGAAAGGUCGAUGCCGCACGAUCAUGCAGGCUGAUAACCUAUGAUUAUUCUGAGAAGUGUAAAUUACCAUGAUAAAUCACUCUCCAUUCAUGCUGCAGUGUGUACAAGGAAGUGUAUUGAUGAGACCCCAGCAUCCACGUGAAUGUUAUGGACAAAUGGCAAACAGAAAUAUCUGAAACCAAGGGAGCUUGCUGAUGCGUUUGUGAGUUGGCCAUUCCACACAGACCAAGUACUUUCACUCUCAAUCUUUAAAGUGCAUCACUCGACUUGAGGAGUUUUAUUUAACUUUAGAUAUCUCUAGAUGAGUUUUAGUGAGCGAGUCAGUCUCUCCAGAGCGCUGGUUGGCUUUGGGUAUAUUGCUCAGAAGAACAUUGACUUCUGAUACUUGAUUUGCUGGGCGAGAAGCACAGAAACGUUCCUUUUUGAUCCAUUUGAAUACAGUGUAUUUGAGAGAUUGGCUUGAGGAUUCAGUGAUGUAGCAUAUUGCUUCCAGCCUCGGAGAUAAGUUGGACUUGCUUUGGAAGACAGUUUCGGGCUAUAUCUAACUAAAUUACAUGGAUUUUGAUGCUUUCAGGUACAGAGUAGUGUGGUUCUAUGUUGACAUGCAGACCAUUUGCUGGUGUGGUUAAGGGUUGGCUGAUCAUUAGAGCCCCUUUUCUUCAGAAUAUCUGUUUCUCAAAGUGUGAAACUGUGGUACAGCGUUGUUAAUUAGGUUGUUGUUCAUUCAGUCAGUUGCAUAAGUGCAUCUGUUGGGAAAGAGAACAGUAUUGCCCUGUACUGCCAUUUGAAGAUCUAGCACAAGAAAAAAAAAAAAAAAACUUUCUAUUUUUGGAUUGCUUUCUCACAUCGGAAAUGUGCAUUUUUAGACAUUUCCAGCUGUCUAAAUGAUUUUUUCUUAUAGACUAGCACAAGUUGCUAUAGUCUGCUGAGAAACUGCCAUGUUAACUCUGUCUCUUGAUGUUUUUUUGAUGUAGAAUUUAAGAUACUAACUCUGGUUACCCAGAGCUCUUAGAAACUGCUGUGUUACCCACAUAAGCCUCCGACUGCAAGCUCGUCCUGUGUGUCCUUGCUACAAAAACAAGUUUCAUUGCUUGUGCUCUGAUAGAGGGUUCUUUCUUUAAGAGUUCUUUUAUUUAAGUGUCGUUCCCAAACAACUUGUCUCUAACAGCACUGAAGUAAAAGCCGAGCUGCCUCGCACGUGUCUGCAGCAUUGCAGUGGAGAACAAAUCCAAGUGCAUUAGUGCAUGAGUGAGUGUGUGUUCAGAGCCGUGUCUCUGUAGCAGUUCAGGCAGGGUUACAGAAGAGUCAUUGAUCAAAUCUGCACAGCCACUCACACUUGCAGGCUCAGACACACACAUAACACACAUCUUCGACCUGAAUACACAAUGAGGCCUGUCCGGAGCUCUGGCCUCUGCUGCCUCCUCCCUGGAUCUUUCUUGCUGACUCUGCACAGCCUCGUCCUGGUCCUGCUCUUACUCUGCAUCACUCCCCGUUGCCAAGCAGUGCAAGCAGAGAAUGUGACAGUCUUGGAGGGAGGCACUGCCCAGAUCUCCUGCCGCCUGCAGAACUACGAUGGCUCAAUUGUGGUCAUCCAGAAUCCCCGCCGGCAGACUCUCUUCUUCAACGGCACAAGAGCUCUGAAGGACGACCGUUUCCAGAUGGUGCUCUUCACGCAACGACUGGUGCGCAUCACCCUGACCAACGUCAGCGUGUCCGACGAGGGAGGCUACUUCUGCCAGCUGUACACGGAUGCUACGCACCACCAGGUGGCGACGCUAUCUGUUUCCGUCCCUCCAGAAACGCCGACGGUGGAGGUGAAGCAGGAGGCUGUGGAGGGCGGCGAGGCCGAGCUCACCUGCGUGUCACCGCGAAGCAAGCCGGCCACUACCCUGCGCUGGAUGCGCAAUGGCCGCGAGAUACCAGGUGUUGUGUCACAGCAGGACAAUGGGAAGACUUUCAGCGUAUCCAGCACCAUCCGCAUCCCAGUGGAGAGGAAAGACAACGGGGCGGCACUGAACUGCGAGGCAAUCCACCCUGCGCUGAGUGGCCAAAAGAGGGUUCGACAUUAUCGGCUGGACGUGUAUUUUGCUCCCACAGUGCGGAUUGUUUCUCCCACAGGGAUUUUGCGUGAGGGCGACUCACUCAGCCUCACCUGCUCUAUCACUGGGAAUCCUUUGCCAAGAGACAUCCUGUGGUCCAAGAUAAAUGACACUUUGCCUGAGAGAGCAGAGAUUUCUGGGCCUACUCUUCAGAUUUCCCGUCUCAGCCAAUCACACAACGGGACGUAUUUGUGCCAAGCCCAGAACAACUACGGUCGUGCAGCUGAUCAUUACACCUUGUUGGUGUAUGAGAAUGUGUCAGUCACUACCAUGGCUCCUACCACUCCACCCACCCAACCUACUAGUACUCCUCCCACCACCUCUCUCCUCACGCCAAAAAGCCGCUUUCUGGACCCAGAAGACCCCGGCGCAGUGGUUGAGACUCACAGCGCAGUACCUUAUGCAGUGAUAGGUGGCGUUCUGGCCCUUCUGGUUUUCACCGUCAUCUGUGUCCUCAUUGUCACCAUCUGGUGCUCUGUCCGGCAGAAAGGUUCCUAUCUCACCCAUGAGGCCAGCGGCUUGGACGAACACGGCGAGGUGCAGGAGGCUUUUCUCAACGGGAACGACGCCAGCCAGGGCAAGAAGGAGUACCUACUGUAGCCCUUCAUUUUGUUAAUCCCUUCUCUUCUGACCUCAUACCCUUACCCCUCCCGCUCCCUGCCUCCAACCUUAUAUACAGUAUAUAUAUAAAUACACACACACACACGAACACACCCCAACACUCCGACACAAUUCGCCAUAACAGGCAGCCUUCGGAAAGCGACUGUACUACACAUAGCCAAUCCAUCACACUCCAUUCCACUCCAUCUCCUCCAUAUACACUCGCAUAACCCAAGAGACAGACCGAGAGACGGAGAGCCUCUCGGCCCCACCAGACAUCAACGACUGUGCAAUAUACAGAACUGUAAGUCCCGGACUGCUGGAGAGAGCGAAAGAGCGGCGACGGAGUGAAGUGAAUGUAGGCAAAAGCGAAAUGAUCCCAUAAUUAUUUAGAUCAAGAAGGAAGAGGGCCACACAAUGAAAAGUGGCCCCUCUCUGCCUCGCCUGUGCAGCCGCCAAAGUGGAAGGGGAAUUAGAGGCAGAUGACUGCUGUAAUUCACCGCCUGGAGAAUAGAAGAAUCUAUUUCACAAAGCCCAAUCUCUAACCGAAGGGGACAGCAGGAGAGCUGCGCAGGGAGGGUGGGGAAGGAGGUGGUGGAGGGGAAACUUGAGCAGAAGCUACUUUGUGCUUGAUGGUAAAUUACAGAGAUUUUUCAUAUUACGGUCGUAUCUCAUCGACGAAGCACAGCUUGUCCAUAAUUCCCUACCAAAGCUGCGAGAAGUAUCUGGAUUGUGGCAAUAAGCUGAAUUUCUUGUUGUUUAGCUAGUUUUAAAAGAAAACUUAAAAGUGAUCCCCCUCCUUUCAGUUCAAGAGUGAAAUAAAAAGGUGAUUCUCAACAUCCUCUCCUUACACCUGUUACCAUGCUCUCCUCCCUCUCUUUCAGUCCCUCUUCUUCUCAGUGUUUCCUCCCCCUCUACCGUUCCCCUGUUGUUGGCCCCGUAAUAAUGAAAGGAUUAGCGUCGGGCUGCGUUCCCAAGAAGGAAGAAAGGAAUAUGACUUGCAGAGGCAUUAAAGAGAAGCUUAAUUAUUUUAGAAUGUCAUUAAGAGGAUAAAAAGGUUUAAAAAGUUCCAAUAAGAAAAAGAGGGGAGCUGUCAAAAAGGAGCGAACAAGAGAACAAAACCGGCGUAUGCAGCUACAUGCACACAUCCAUACAUACACGUCCACAGAACAAGUAUACAUAUCUCUGAAUUCUUUGUUUGUAUAAAAAAGAACAGUGACAUGAGUUAAAUUAAACUUUUAAGAAUUAAGAAAACUGUUUACUAUUGAAACGCAUUAUAAAGCAACUAUACUAACACAGAAUAUUAGCCUUUAGAGGUGCAACACCGAACAAACUACUGUCCAGUGAUCUUUAAAGAAAAUAUAAAAAUGAAAAAAAAAUUGUCUUUAUGAAAAAACAGAGGUCUUAUUGAUUUUUUUAAAUAAUUAUUGCUAUUAUUUGAACAAUUCUGAUUGUUGUUACUGUUAUUAUUAUUGCCGUUGUUAUUAUUAUAAUUGUAAAUGUUAAAGAAAUGUACACUUCCCAUGGUUUUUGUUUUUUUUUUGGUUUUACUGUAGAAAAAAUAAACUUGCUGUCAUUUUUCACUCUUUUUCCUCUUUACCUUUCCUCUCUUUCCCAGUAUUUCUCUCUCUUUGUCUCCUGUGCCUAGUUGUCUCUUCUCCUGUCUUUCACACCUGUUUAUUUUAGAGUCCAUGUGCCACUGUUGAUAUAUAUAGCUAACUAUUUCUUUAUAGGGGAAAGAAACAAAGCACGACAAAAUAAAAAAAAGAAUACAAAAAUAA
Molecule: messenger RNA, 5181 nt
Organism: Xiphophorus hellerii (green swordtail)
Lineage: Eukaryota; Metazoa; Chordata; Actinopteri; Cyprinodontiformes; Poeciliidae
Gene: cadm4
Product: cell adhesion molecule 4
Exons: 9
Coding region: 2087-3400 (437 amino acids)
Biological process (GO): negative regulation of peptidyl-tyrosine phosphorylation; homophilic cell-cell adhesion; regulation of Rac protein signal transduction
Cellular component (GO): cell-cell contact zone
Molecular function (GO): vascular endothelial growth factor receptor 2 binding
Source: RefSeq, a predicted model, not a curated record